UGGUUAUCCCAAAGCAUUCCACAAGAAAAGAACUGCAGAAAUGGAAGACAUGAUGAAAAGCAAACACCUUGUGAUAUUGGGGAUGAUUGGAGUUUUAGUGUUUUGGAGUGAUGUUGUUGUAGGGCAGUGCGCUGACAUGAAGGGCCUCAUAAAGCAAUGUGGCCUGUAUGUUGUGAAGUCUGGUCCACCGAUGAAUCCCUCAAGAAAGUGUUGUGAAGAGAUAAAGAAUGCAGAUGUUGAAUGUGUGUGUAAGAACUUAUCCAACCAAAUGCUGCACCUUAUUGAUAUGCAGAAGCUGCAUCAUGUCGCAGACUCGUGUGGAAGGCCAAUAACCAAGUGUGGAGAUGAAGAUGAAGUUGAAGUUGCAGAUGGACCUAAAACUGAUGAUAUAAACUGGCCUCCACAAUUUAUGGAAUCCGAAGAUCCACCUAAAACUGAUGAUAGAACACCUCCAGAAUUUAUGGAAUCCGAAGUUCCACCUAAGAAGCAAUCAACUCGAAGGCUUUCACCCAUAGUUCCAGCUAAAUCGAAUUUGAAGUCAUCUCCUAAGUUCAUGGAAACUGCAGAUCCACCAUCUGAUACUGAUUAAUCUUCUUUCUUUUCUUUUGCAGCUCUGUUACCUUCCCAAUGGACCAACUUAUUAUGCCUCUAUCAUCUCUUUUGUAUCCUCACUCAUACGCUUUAAUUAUUAUUACUAUAGAAUAAGUCAAAUACACCAAUGUAAUCUUGUAUCACUUUCAUCUUAUAUAUCAACAAUCAUCAUAAUUAUCUAUAACACU
This is a messenger RNA of Vigna angularis (adzuki bean), 779 nucleotides long. RefSeq lists its product as uncharacterized. The record is from RefSeq and is a predicted model, not a curated record. The coding region runs from base 41 to 589 and encodes 182 amino acids. The transcript is spliced from 2 exons. Lineage: Eukaryota; Viridiplantae; Streptophyta; Magnoliopsida; Fabales; Fabaceae.